Molecule: messenger RNA, 1933 nt
Organism: Xenopus tropicalis (tropical clawed frog)
Lineage: Eukaryota; Metazoa; Chordata; Amphibia; Anura; Pipidae
Gene: gbp2
Product: guanylate binding protein 2, interferon-inducible
Source: RefSeq, marked provisional
AGAGGAACAGAGCAAGCCUGGGGAUAUAUAUCAUAUAAAGAUGAGCGCCCAAAUCCAUAUGAAGUAUCCGAUCUGCCUGAUAGAGAACAGGAACAGCAAUGAGUUUGUGAUUAAUACAGAAGCAGAACAGAUUCUGUCUCAGAUCACUGAUCCGGUGGUGGUUGUGGCGAUUGUUGGGAAAUACCGGACAGGGAAAUCUUAUCUGAUGAACAAACUGGCAGGAAGCAAAACUGGUUUCGCUCUGGGAUCCACCAUUCAAUCAAAGACUAAAGGGAUCUGGAUGUGGUGCGUUCCUCACCCUUGCCAACCCUCACACACCCUGGUGCUGUUGGACACAGAGGGACUGGGGGACGUGGAAAAGGGAGACAGCAAAAAUGACGGCUGGAUCUUCUCUCUGGCAGUUCUGUUAAGCAGCAACUUAGUGUAUAACAGUAUGGGAACCAUCGAUCAUCAAUCAAUGGAGCAGCUACACUACGUGACAGAACUGACAAAUCUAAUAAAGAUAAAAUCAAACCCCAAAGAAGGAAAAGAUGAAUCUGGUGAAUUCAAACGGAUAUUCCCAUCAUUCACAUGGUGUGUUCGAGAUUUCAGCCUGAUAUUAGAGCUGGAUGGGAAGAAAGUCACAGAAGAUGAUUAUCUAAUGAAUUCCCUCAGACUCAAGAAAGGUACUGAUAGGAAGACUCAAGAUUUCAACCUGCCAAGGGAGUGCAUCCUCCACUACUUUCACUCACACAAAUGUUUUGUGUUUGACCAACCUACGUCUAGUAGAAACCUUCAUCGCCUGGAAGAGCUACAAGAGCAAAACCUGGAAGAAACAUUUGUGGAACAAGCUCAGAAGUUCUGUGGUUAUAUACACAGAGACGGGAUAGCCAAAACUCUUCCCGGUGGCCUCUUAGUCACUGGCAGAAUGCUGGCACAUCUUACUAGCCUAUACAUAGAGACAAUUAUGAGUGGAUCAGUCCCAUGUAUGGAGAACGCUAUCCUUGCACUGUCAGUAAUAGAGAACACUGGGGCUGUGCAGGAUGCCUUGGCCAAGUAUGAGACUUGCAUGAAUGAACACCUGCCCAGGUUCCCAACAGAGACACUGCAAGAGUUCCUGUACCUCCACCAGGGGAGUGAGAAGGAGGCUCUGGAGGUCUUUCUGAAACGUUCCUUCAACGAUGAGAAUCAGGAUUUCCAAAAAGAAUUCAAGAAUCUAUUAGAUAACAAAAUGAAGGAAUUUUCAGAACGCAAUGAGAGGGAAUCUACAGAGCGUUGUCAAACCAUCAUCCAGAAAUUAAGUGAAUCUCUGGAACAAAGAAUAUCCCAGGGAGAGUUUUCCAAACCUGGAGGGCACAAGCUGUUUUUGAAAGAGAAGAUGACAAUAAUGGAAGAGUAUAACACAACCCCACACAAAGGCCUAAAGAGCCUUGAAGUACUACAGGAAUUUAUCAGUAACAAGAAGGCCACUGAAGCUGCCAUUCUCCAAGCAGAUGAAAGCCUGACAGCAAAGGAAAAGGAGAUUGCAGAGAGUCAGGCUGAGACUGCAGAAGCAGAAAGGCAAAGACAGAUUCUUGAAGAGAAAGAGAAAUACCUACAAGAAAGCAUGGAAAAUCAGAAGAAGAGCUUUGAGCAGCACGAGAAGAUGCUAAUAGAGAAGAUGGAAGCUGAUAGGCAGAAGUUAAUAGCAGAGAAUGGGCGAGUGAUAGCCCAGAAACUGCAGGAACAAAAUGCCAUGCUGACUGCUGGAUUUCAAAGCAAAGUAAAUGAUUUACAGAGAGAGAUUGCAGAUCUAAAUCGGAUGAACAGGGAUACAGGACCCUGCAUUUUGCUUUAGGAAAAAUUUGCUCUGUGAUAGAUAAGGUUGGGAGCAUGCUCAGUAGGGGCUAAAGCUUUUGCAGCUGGGAAAUAUGUUACAGGUGUAGUGUCAUUGCAAUAAAAACCUACAAAACUG